AUGGCUCUCAACAUAUUCACUCGUUUACCGUUGCGCACAUUUGGCGCCAGCUUCGCGCCCUUGUCGACAUGUCGAUGGAAUUCAACAAAUGCAGACGCCAUCUCGUACCUUCAAAGUGCUACUAGACCUACCCGGGGUCCCAAACCAUACCAUCGCAGUACGGCACUCCAGAACCGCGCCAGAAUAGCUGAGGAACAAAAGAAGCAGGCCGAGAGUAGGGCAUUGGAAAGAUUUCAGACUCGCGAGUGGAGGGCAGGAGACGUCUAUGCGCCGCAUGACCUCAGUCCGGCACAAAUGAGGAAGUGGAAGGUGCGCCACAGCCCGCCUACGGAUGCUUUUGACGCCAUAGACAAGAAUCCUCUUGAUCUCUACAAGAACUUCUCGAUCAUGUCUGAGUAUAUGACGCCCAUGGGACGCAUUAAACACCGCAGCGAAACCGGUCUACGACCAGUCAACCAGCGCAAAAUUGCAAAAGCCAUCCGCAGGGCCAUCGGGCUCGGACUUAUGCCCAGCGUUCACAGACACCCGGAGAUUUUGGCUGCAGAGGCCAAGGCGAGACUGGACGGAAACUCCAACAAUGUAUACUAA
Messenger RNA from Aspergillus chevalieri, 588 nucleotides. RefSeq names its product mitochondrial 37S ribosomal protein bS18m. Gene Ontology annotation, cellular component: mitochondrial small ribosomal subunit; ribosome. Gene Ontology annotation, molecular function: small ribosomal subunit rRNA binding; structural constituent of ribosome. Lineage: Eukaryota; Fungi; Ascomycota; Eurotiomycetes; Eurotiales; Aspergillaceae. The transcript has 3 exons. The record is from RefSeq and is a predicted model, not a curated record. Gene Ontology annotation, biological process: mitochondrial translation. Bases 1 to 588 code for a protein of 195 amino acids.